Molecule: messenger RNA, 3287 nt
Organism: Polyodon spathula (Mississippi paddlefish)
Lineage: Eukaryota; Metazoa; Chordata; Actinopteri; Acipenseriformes; Polyodontidae
Gene: bmp6
Product: bone morphogenetic protein 6
Exons: 7
Coding region: 536-1819 (427 amino acids)
Biological process (GO): SMAD protein signal transduction
Cellular component (GO): extracellular region
Molecular function (GO): growth factor activity; cytokine activity
Source: RefSeq, a predicted model, not a curated record
GUGGAACAUUACUCAAGAGGAGGACUGGUGCUCUAGAAGGUAUGGAAACAUUUAUCUGAAAGGAUAUACCUGACAUGAAAAUGUACUUAGCUUAUAAAACGGAAUACUGAGAGAUACCAUGGGAUUUAUUCUACGAGAGGAUUAAAAAGAUAACUGUUGAUAUUACAAACAUAUAUGUAUCGAAGUUUUUUUUUUUUUUUUUUUUUUUUUUUUUUUAAAUUUCAGGGCAAUUUUUUUUUUUAGGUGGACAAAUAUCGAACACAAGUAUUGGACACCUUAAUGAAGCAAAAUGCUGAAAGAAAAAGUAGGACCCCUUUUAUACACGUUACAUUUUGAAUAUUUCACAUGCCUUGAAUUUACAGUAGAAAGAUUUUUAAAUGCAGAUGCUUACUAGACGUACAACAUCCUGCUCAGAACGCAACACACUUGCAUAAAGAAAGACAUCAAGAAAAAAACGCAUUUUUUUUUUUUUAAUUUUAACAGAUUACAGUCGAGCUACACAUUCAGAAAAAGAGAAGGAAAAGGAUAUACAACCAUGAUAAGCUACUGGUCAGCUUUUUGGAGACUGUGGUGGAGUUCGUGCUGUGUUUUCUAUGCUGUUGGAAGCAGUGCUUUAUUUGAUAGCAAUAACGACAUCCCUUCAAGUUUUAUUCAUAGGAGGUUGAGGACUCACGAAAAGCGAGAGAUGCAGAAAGAGAUCCUCUCAAUCCUGGGGCUGCCACAUAGACCCAAACCGCAUCUGUCUUCUGGCAAGUACAAUUCCGCCCCGCUGUUUAUGUUGGAUCUAUACAAUACCAUUUCAAACGAAGAGAAGAACGAAGUAGAGGGUUUUUUGGAUCAGUACAAAUCCAUCUUCACGACACAAAGUCCACCUCUUGCCAGUUUACAAGAUAGUGCCUUCUUAAACGAUGCUGAUUUGGUGAUGAGCUUCGUUAACUUGGUGGAGUACGACAGAGAGUUCUCACCUCGCCGGAGGCAUCACAAGGAGUUUAAAUUCAACCUGUCUCAGAUUCCAGAUGGGGAGGCUGUCACAGCCUCUGAGUUUCGCAUCUACAAGGACUGUGUUAGCAAUGCCUUCAAAAAUGAAACCUUCCUCAUCAACAUCUAUCAAGUGGUACAGGAACACAAGGGCAGAGAGGCAGAUCUGUUUCUGCUGGACACACGGACGCUGUGGGCUACAGAUGAGGGUUGGCUGGAGUUCGAUAUCACUGCCACCAGUAACCUUUGGGUGAUGAACCCCAGGCACAAUUUAGGCCUUCAACUCAGUGUGGAGACCAGCAAUGGCAACAGCAUUAACCCUAAGGAGGCAGGUUUGAUUGGGCGAGAUGGCCCUCAUGACAAACAACCUUUCAUGGUGGCAUUCUUCAAGGUGAGCGAGGUUCACAUCCGGACAACCCGCUCAGCACCUAACAAGCGCAGGCAACAGAGCCGAAACAGAUCCGCUCAGCCACAGGACAUGCCCAGGACCCCAAACAUGUCAGAUUACAAUAGCAGUGAGCAGAAGACAGCUUGUAAAAAGCAUGAGUUGUAUGUCAGUUUCCGAGAACUUGGGUGGCAGGAUUGGAUCAUUGCACCAGAAGGAUAUGCAGCAAACUACUGUGCUGGAGAAUGCUCAUUUCCCCUCAAUGCACAUAUGAAUGCCACAAACCAUGCAAUUGUGCAGACACUGGUCCACCUCAUGAAUCCAGAGAAUGUCCCAAAGCCUUGCUGCGCACCCACCAAACUAAAUGCCAUUUCUGUCCUCUAUUUUGACGAUAAUUCAAAUGUGAUUCUGAAGAAAUACAAGAACAUGGUAGUCAGAGCUUGUGGGUGUCAUUGACAAAGAAGCCAGUUAGGAGCUCAUUGGAAUUGUACCAAAUGUUGUUUAACCAAUGUAACCUACUGCAGCGCUGCUUUGGGGAAAACAUGCUUUAUCUACGUUACCCUUUAAUUAUACAGGGGUAGUAUGGGCCACUAACUGGGAUGACUGACAGUUUUUCAUAUAUUUCUUCUUGACAGAAAAAUGAAAGCCCACAUACAGAUCCUGAUAUUCUAAAAGACUGCAUAAUUCCAAAUAAGUUACAGUACUGGAAUGGUCCAGAUAGAAUGAUCAUCAACUGCAACAAUGGUUAUCACCUAAAUUUACAACUAAGUGGUGAAAUAAAUAUUACUAUGUUACUUUUUGCCAAAGUUGUAAUUUUAAUGUUUUCAGCCAAGCUGUCUAAUGUUUGGAUUUAUUAUAAUUUACUUGUUAUAUUCAUCCUCAGACAAUAAGAAAAAUACUAUUGAUAUUCUACUCGGCUAACAUUUUGGAAUUUUCACCUCUUGCAAAGAAUGGCUUCUAACAUGCACGUACUGUUCUACAACUGGCUGUUAUUUUAAAAGAGGGUCUCUGGGUUUGGUACAAAUAUUCCAGUACAAGAAUAAAAGCAUUUUUAAAAAAAGUAUUUACUGAGAUACAAACACACACUAAACCACUGUCACUUAGUCAGCAGGAAUCUAUUUUAUAUCUUCUCAUUUACAGGCCAUAUUCACAAAGAACGUAAUACUAUGCUAAGCUUGCACCAUUCUUAGGCGCAACUAAGGUGUGUGUGUAGGAGCCCUUAAAUGAACCUCCCGACUUACUUAUUUGAAGCUUUUAAACAUCCACAUUCACUUUGCUUUUAGACAAGAUUUUAGUUAUGCACAACAGUGCUGUCUUAAAAGCAGUGGGUUUAUAUUAGCAAAUACCAUAUAUUGUUUUCAGAAACUAAUAUAGUCCAAAAUCUCUUGAACAUUAUAGUUAUACAUUAUAUAUGAGGUACACCACAUAUUGAUUACUUUAACAGUAUUCUACUCCUAUACAUUUACCAUAAUCAUAUAUAUAUUUUUAACUUUGAAUACAUUUUUUUACCACUUUGUGAUUACUCUAUAAGUGCAUCACAAGCAACAAUGACAUCAUUGGGUCUGAAUGCAAUUGUUCAUUGAGAACUUCGGGCAACAGCCAACAAUCCAGUGACAAUUUCAAUGUAAUUUGUGUAUUGUUUCACAGACUAUAUAAGCCAGUGGUACUCAACUCUGGCCUGAAGAUCUAUUCCAGUCCUGGGCUUUAUUCCAACAAGUUCCUAAAUUAGUUAAUUGCCUCUUUGCAGCUUCAAUUAACCUGAUUGGCGUAAAAACCUGGACUGGAUUGGAUCUCUAGGGCCAGAGUGGAGUACCACCGAUACAGACCAUGAUGAAACAGAAAUCUCAGUGAAGUGAUGUUUACAUUUCAAUUCAUUUAUAUGUAAAUAGUUGUACAUGUUCUACUUAUUUAUUUCACUGACACA